UUUCCAGGGCUGCAUCGCAAGAAAACACUGGACAGGCCAUGCUGCAGCUGCUCUGUCCAGCAGCUGCAUGGUAGUUCCUGCAGGGCUGGAAGCUGGAAUACCCCACCUCCUGCUUCAACCCUCUGGCUCUUCCUGGCUCUGCAAGGACUUCCCAAAUGUAAGACGAUGAAGCAGUAGAGAUGCUUCCCUUCCUGUUUGCCACCUUUGGCUCGGCAGGAGCCACCUGCAAAUCCUGUAACAAUGGCACCCAGGAUUACUGCUACAGUGCCCGCAUCCGCAGUACGGUGCUGCAGGGGCUGCCCUUUGGUGGUGUGCCUACCGUUCUCGCCCUUGACUUCAUGUGCUUCCUUGCAUUGUUGUUUGUCUUUUCAAUCUUGCGUAAAGUGGCAUGGGACUAUGGACGCCUGGCCCUGGUGACUGAUGCUGACAGGCGGCGGGACUGGCAGACAGAGCGAGAGGAGCGGGAAUACGUGGCCUCUGCUCUGCACUCUGACAACCACGACCGCUAUGAGCGCCUCACUUCCGUCUCCAGCUCCGUGGACUUCGACCAGAGGGACAAUGGAUUCUGCUCCUGGCUGACAGCCAUCUUCAGGAUAAAGGACGAUGAGAUCCGGGAUAAGUGUGGGGGCGAUGCAGUCCAUUACCUUUCCUUCCAGCGGCACAUCAUAGGGCUGCUAGUGGCUGUGGGCGUGCUUUCUGUGGGCAUUGUGCUACCUGUGAACUUCUCAGGGGACUUGCUAGAGAACAAUGCCUACAGCUUUGGGAGAACAACUAUUGCUAACCUGAAUUCCCGGACUCACCUGCUGUGGCUGCACACAACCUUUGCCUUCCUGUACCUGCUGCUGACAGUGUACAGCAUGCGCCGGCACACCUCCAAGAUGCGCUACAAGGAGGAUGACUUGGUGAAGCGAACUCUCUUCGUCAAUGGCAUCUCAAAAUAUGCUGAGCCAGAGAAGAUCAAGAAGCAUUUUGAGGAGGCUUAUGCCAACUGUACCGUGCUGGAGGCGCGCCCUUGUUAUGAUGUGGCCAGGCUCAUGUUUUUGGAUGCAGAGAGGAAGAAAGCUGAACGUGGGAAGAUCUAUUUCACCAACCUGCAGAGCAAGGAGAACACCCCAGCAAUGAUUAACCCCAAGCCCUGUGGCCACCUGUGCUGCUGUGUCAUCAAGGGCUGUGAAGAGGUGGAGGCCAUAGAGUAUUACACCAAGCUAGAGGAGAAGCUUAAGGAUGAUUACAAGCGGGAGAAGGAAAAGGUGAAUGAGAAGCCUCUGGGGAUGGCCUUUGUCACCUUCCACAAUGAGACCAUCACAGCCAUAAUCCUUAAAGACUUCAACGUGUGCAAGUGCCAGGGCUGCAUGUGCCGUGGGGAGCCUCGGGCCUCCUCCUGCAGUGAGUCCCUCCACGUCUCCAACUGGACCGUUAGCUAUGCCCCCGACCCACAGAACAUUUACUGGGAGCACCUUUCCAUCCGGGGUUUCAUCUGGUGGAUUCGCUGCCUGGUUAUCAAUGUGGUGCUCUUCAUCCUCCUCUUCUUCCUCACUACGCCUGCCAUCAUCAUCACUACGAUGGACAAAUUCAAUGUCACCAAGCCUGUUGAGUACCUGAAUAACCCCAUCAUCACCCAGUUCUUCCCCACCCUUCUGCUGUGGUGCUUCUCUGCUCUGCUGCCAACUAUCGUGUAUUACUCUGCCUUCUUCGAAGCCCAUUGGACCAGGUCUGGAGAGAACAGGACUACCAUGCACAAGUGCUACACCUUCCUCAUCUUCAUGGUCUUGCUACUGCCUUCCCUGGGCCUGAGCAGUUUGGAUCUGUUUUUCCGCUGGCUGUUUGACAAAAAAUUCCUGGCAGAUGCUGCUGUGCGGUUUGAGUGUGUGUUCCUGCCAGAUAAUGGGGCCUUCUUUGUGAACUAUGUCAUCGCCUCUGCCUUCAUCGGGAAUGCCAUGGACCUGCUGCGUAUCCCCGGUCUGCUCAUGUACAUGAUCCGCCUGUGCCUGGCCCGCUCAGCAGCUGAGCGGAGAAACGUCAAGCGGCACCAGGCCUACGAGUUCCAAUUUGGUGCUGCCUACGCCUGGAUGAUGUGUGUCUUCACUGUGGUCAUGACCUACAGCAUCACCUGCCCCAUCAUCGUCCCCUUUGGGCUGAUGUACAUGCUUCUCAAGCACCUGGUUGACAGGUACAACCUGUACUAUGCUUACCUGCCAGCCAAGCUGGACAAGAAGAUCCACUCAGGGGCUGUGAACCAGGUGGUGGCUGCACCCAUCCUCUGUCUCUUCUGGCUCCUCUUCUUCUCCACCAUGCGCACAGGGUUCCUGGCCCCCACGUCCAUGUUCACCUUUGUGGUUCUCGUGAUCACCAUCGUGAUCUGCCUGUGUCAUGUCUGCUUCGGGCAUUUCAAAUACCUCAGCGCUCACAACUACAAGAUUGACCACACGGAGGCAGACACCAUGGAUGGGGGAGAGAACGGGCGACCAGCCGCCAACCCACCAGCUCCCAAAUCUGCUCAGAAGUACAUUGCCCAGGUGCUGCAGGACCCCUCGCCCAAGAGCGACGUGGCGGAGUGCGAGGAACAGGGGUCCCAGGAUGAGGAACUCAUCAACCCUGACGGCAUGAACGACACGGAUUUCCAGUCGUGCGAGGACAGCCUGAUAGAGAAUGAGAUCCACCAAUAGGACCGCGGAGGGUGGGAGGGGCAGGAAAGGACCAGGAGCCGAGGAAGCUGCUGCGCACAGAGAGGGAGAUAGUGAACUGAAUGGAGUGAGGAGCAUCGCAAGGAGGAUGCCAGCCUCUUCCCCCUCUACCUGCCCACCUGGGCCACUGCACGAAUGCUCGCUCAGAGGGGGAAGCGACCCAUACUUCAGACUCUCCAUUCCAUGCCCUGCCUCCCCCACCCUAUCCCAGUCCCUCUUGUUCGCUGCUGGAUGAGAGGGGACCUGCUCUUACUAGUUACCAUCUUUAACACUUAUCAAGACCAUGAGACCCCGGGAAUAGGGUGGGGAAGGAAGAGGACUCUGACCCCCGCUGUCUUCUGUCCCUUGGGGCAAGAAGACACAGGGGCAGCAAAAGCCUGGAUGCUUGGUGGGGGCAAGUGUUGGGGGUGGGGCAGGGGGAGGGCAUCUCCAGUCUCCUGUGGGGACUCAGGGAAGGGACCCUUCCCUCUGUCCUCUGUCCAGAAUCACAAACACUAAUAAUUUAUUAGAUAUCAAGACACAAAAAAAAGCUUUAAUCAUGAUAUUUAAACUCUAGUGGGUGGCAGGCAGCUGUGAGCCUAGCAGGCGGCACAGUGUCCUGGCCGCAACAGAUGCAGUAUCCUUGUGGGGAGCUGCCCUCUGCCCCUGUAUCUGUGUCUCACAUGUAUGUUUCGCCUCCCCGGCCCAGGGACGGCUGUGCGGGCCCACAAGGAACCCUCCAGAAUAACUUGGGGCCAGGCCCCAGCAGGUAACAGAGCACAUGGUACAACUGGUCCUCCCUGCACAGUCAGCCCUGAGGUGGUGUGACCAUUACAGUUGCGGUGGGGAGGAGGAGCGGAUGUCACCCAAUGAAAGCCACAUGGGCUCAGCGGUGGCUGGAGAGCAGGUCUGAGUGGUGAGGGAAGCAGGGAAGAGCCCCUCGCGGGGCGAGGGAGCACUGGGGGCUGGUAUGGGCGCCCAUGCCAGCCAGCCUGGAGCUGAAGAGUUGUAGGCAGCCCUCCCCCGGCAGGGCCGUGACGGGGGCUCACACUGGCGCAUGUGGCGUUGUUUUAAGUGGCAUUUUUUUUGCACAUUAUUAUUUCCCCCCCCACCCUCUCACCCUUUAAAAUAAAAAUUCCUGUCACC
Alligator sinensis (Chinese alligator) is the source of this 3809-nucleotide messenger RNA. It is a transcript of the gene TMEM63B, whose product is annotated as transmembrane protein 63B. NCBI's taxonomy places the organism in Eukaryota, Metazoa, Chordata, Crocodylia, Alligatoridae. Gene Ontology annotation, molecular function: calcium-activated cation channel activity. Gene Ontology annotation, cellular component: plasma membrane. The coding region runs from base 180 to 2666 and encodes 828 amino acids. The transcript has 24 exons. The record is from RefSeq and is a predicted model, not a curated record.